Messenger RNA from Closterium sp. Yama58-4, 1473 nucleotides. Lineage: Eukaryota; Viridiplantae; Streptophyta; Zygnematophyceae; Desmidiales; Closteriaceae. The record is from the annotation of a GenBank genome assembly.
AUGUCAGCUGCAAUGCUCACCCGCACACUCCGCCUACCCAUUCCGCGCGCGCCGCUACCACCGCUUCUCGGGGCUGACCGCUUUGUGCCUGCGCAAGCCGAGGCUCGAAGCGCGGAGGGAUCGGACGGUGGGAGAAAGAAAGGCGGCCGAGAUGGUGGGAGUGGAGAAAUAGCGGCGCCGUCUCUGUCCAAUCAGCGAACAACGCGUACGCAUGGGGGAGAGAACGGCGACGGGCGGAAGACCCGGAGUGGCAGAAGGGAAGGCGGAAAGUUCGCGGUGGAGGAAGCGGAAAGCGGAGGCGGCAGCAGCGGGGCAGUGACGGACUCAAUGCGGCGCAACGCGCAGGCGACGGCGGCCGCGCUGCGCAGCAAGAGCCGGCGCGCCAAGCGAUGGCUCGGACAGCACUAUCUACUGCGGGACGACAUCAGCUUGGCCACGGUGGCGGCAGCGGGCGUGCAGGCGGGCGACGUGGUGGUGGAGGUGGGGCCGGGCACGGGCGCUCUCACUGCUGCCCUCGUGGCUGCUGGCGCUCAUGUCAUUGCCGUGGAGAAGGACCCUGACAUGGUGCAGCUGGUGCGGGAGCGCUUCGCCCAGUGCCCACAAGUAGAGGUGGUGCAUGCGGACAUUCUCAAGUGGCCCCUGCACACGCACCUGCCUGCGCGCCUGCACCACCUCACUGGAACGGCUGGGGACGACACACACACACUGGGAGGGGCGGAGGGAAGGGCAGCACACGGCGAAGGGGCGUGGGCGAGUGGUGGGGCAGCAGCGCGCGCGCGUGGGAUGGACGGCAUGGGCAUGGCGGGAGAGCCGCCCGUGCCCAGUGCUGCUGCACCGCCUGCUGCUGCACCGCCUGCUGCUGCACCGCCUGCUGCUGCACCGCCUGCUGCUGCACCGCCUGCUGCUGCUCCCACCGCUGGCGCUGUGGCGAGCAGAGGCAGCGAGGGGAAUGGAGGCAGCAGUGCCGUGCGCGCCAAGGUGGUGACAAACCUCCCUUUCAACAUCACCACGGACUUUCUGCGCCUCUUCCUGCCCCUCGGCCACCUCGUCUCCACCGUCGUCUGCAUGCUGCAGGAUGACGCGGCACAGCGGCUGGUGGAUGCAACACCGGCAGCAUCGCAGUACCGACCCAUGAGCGUGUUCGUGCAGUACUAUGCGGACCCCACCUAUCAGUUCUUCGUCAGCCGCCGCAGCUUCCUACCUCCCCCAAAUGUUGAUGCAGCAGUCGUGUCAUUCGCCCUCAAGCCACCAAUGGAACGAGUCCACGUGGCAUCGCCCACCCAGUUCUUCCACAUGGUGAACAGGGCAUUCCAGGCGAAGCGCAAGAUGCUGCGGGCGUCGCUGCAGCCCUCCUACUCGUCGCAGCAGGUGUCUGCUGCUCUGGAGGCGCUCUCGCUGCCCGCCACUGCGCGUCCCGAGGAGCUGUCAUUCGAGCAGCUGGUCCUCCUCUUCAACCGCCUCCAUGCCUCGUAG